AAAAAAACACAUCACAUUUUUUUUUUUAAAGUAUAUUAUUACUUGACCAAGCGCAAACGUCACUUUCAGUUGCAGUUCUUGGUGGGAACUGUUCAAAGCUCGCCUUUAGCUGCUUAUGAUGAACGUAAGCCGGCCGGCGAUUCACCCGGUGGAUGUUCUUCCGAUGGCUCCAACUACCGGAGCGAUCGAUAGACCACCAGUGAGGAUGAAAGAUGUGCAGGGCAUGCCCGGAACCACCGGCGGUCUCAUCCUCCGUCUCUCUCAAUUCAUCCCUGCUCUCAUCUCCGUCUCCGUCAUGGUCACCACCUCCGACUUCCGCUCCGCCACCGCUUUCUGUUGCUUGGUUCUUGCGGUUAGCUUGCAAAGCCUGUGGAGCUUGUCUCUUUUUAUUGUUGAUGCUUAUGCUCUUCUGGUGAGAAGAAGCCUUCGAAAUCACUAUGCUGUUCAAUGUUUCACAAUCGGAGAUGGAGUCACAUCAACCCUUACGUUUGCAGCUGCAUCUGCGUCAGCUGGCAUAACUGUACUCAUCAACGAUCUUGGACAAUGUAACGUGAAUCACUGUACAAGGUUCGAGACCGCCACAGCAAUGGCCUUCAUCAGCUGGUUUGCUGUGUCUCCUUCCUUUAUUCUCAACUUCUGGUCCUUAGCCACUCACUAAAAUAUAUAGCACACAGGAUAAGUUCAGAGGAAUCCAUCUUCCUAGUAUAAUGUAAAUAAAAGGGUGGAGGAGUAUAAUUUAUCCCUCCAUUAGCUUAUUAAUGUUUUGAAACAGAUUUUUACAUUGGAAAAAUCAUGGUAGUUGAUCUUAUCGGUUAAGUGAAGUCAUGUCAUUUUUUCCA
Molecule: messenger RNA, 839 nt
Organism: Camelina sativa (false flax)
Lineage: Eukaryota; Viridiplantae; Streptophyta; Magnoliopsida; Brassicales; Brassicaceae
Product: CASP-like protein 5A1
Cellular component (GO): membrane
Source: RefSeq, a predicted model, not a curated record